Messenger RNA from Anoplophora glabripennis (Asian longhorned beetle), 2808 nucleotides. Its product is annotated as microtubule-associated protein tau. The transcript has 9 exons. Gene Ontology annotation, molecular function: microtubule binding. Lineage: Eukaryota; Metazoa; Arthropoda; Insecta; Coleoptera; Cerambycidae. Gene Ontology annotation, biological process: microtubule cytoskeleton organization; neuron projection development. Gene Ontology annotation, cellular component: neuron projection. The record is from RefSeq and is a predicted model, not a curated record. Bases 16 to 2226 code for a protein of 736 amino acids.
UAAAAGUUGGACAACAUGUCCCAGCAACCAAAUAGCGUUGUGAAUGGUCCUUAUACCGAAUAUAACGCCCCGAUGAAGGAUGAAAUAAUUAACAAGGACAUGCCUACCGUCCAACAGAACGGAAGCAAUUCUCAGCCACAACAACCCCCACAGUUCCCACAUCAACCCCCACAGCCUGCUGGGCCAGUCAACCCUCUGCGACCCCUAACGAGAAUCGACAGCCGCAGUUCUUUCCAGUUCCGGCCCCCAUUUCCGAACCAACAGGGCGCCCCUGUCCGACCAGGACAAGUCCGACAGCCUACACCACCUGGUACCCAACAGUACAUCCAAAGGAACCCAGUUCCCGGACCUGGACAACGUCCCCCGAUAGCUCCAGCUCCCCCAGCGCAGGCUUUCCCCCAGGCCCAAAACAGGGACAACUACAGACCCGUGACACCGUUUCCCAGAGCCCCAGUGCAGCCCCAGCGACCUCUGUUCCAGCAAAGAUCGGUGCCGGCUUUUGCUACGCAAAAGCCCCAGCUUCAGGAAGAGAACUUGAGUAGAAGUCAAACUCUGGAUACUACAGAGAUUGAUCAUUCUAAAAGCGCAGAUGAGAAAAAUACGUCGAACGAUCAUAUCAAAGCACCCUCCAUAGCAGCGAUGAACAACAGGAGCUACAGCUUGAGCUCCAACCCUCCAGAGCAGUCUAACGAAGCUAAGGAGGAAGCUAGAAGGAGGUCUGUCAGCAGCGUGGAUAGCCUCGGGGAAGGCAGACCAGGUUCUAGACACAGUUCUAUCUCUGGGUCUGCCGAAAAUCUAGACAAGAAGCAAGACAAUGAGGUACCGUCGAGGCCUGAGUCAAGAGCCAUGUCCAGAAUGAACAAAAUCAUUGAAGACGAAUCUCCUAGUUCUUUAACUGAUGUGUCACAGAAAAGUCCAGAUCUGAGCGAAAGAUCUAGACCAGCAAGCAAGACUCCUGAGAACAACUUCAGCAAUAAACCCACAUCUCCAAGCCCAAAACCACAAACGCCCGUUCCAAAAUCUCCUAGUCCUGUCCCUCAGUCUCCUAGUUUCAAAUUUCAACCACAAAGUCCUGGUCUCCAAAACCAAAACCAAACUUAUUCGCCUCAGUCGCAAAGUCCUAAACCCCCGCUAAGUCCUGGACCUCCAAGAACUCCCAGAGACAGGAACGUUUCACCUCAGCCCCCAUCACCGCACAGCCCCAAUCAGAACGCUAAUAAAGUUGUAGACGAGAAAGGGGCAAAAGGAGCUGCUGGCAGACCCGAGAGGUUGCUGCACCUGGAAAAACCAGCAAAGUCGAAGUCUCCAUCGAAAUCAGAAGGCGAUAACGACAGUGGCGUGGACGAAUCGACACAGGGAAAUGACCCCUCGAGCAACGGUGAAAACAGAUCUCCAAGGAAGUCCAACAAAUCCAGAACAUCGUCCACCACACCAACCGCGAGGUCGUUGUCCAGGGGUUCAAAAUCUCCUAGUUUAAAGAGUCCAGAUUCAAACGCCACCACCCCAGGGUCGGCCACGGAAAAAAAGAAAGUUCCUAUGAAUAAGGUACAAGUGGGAUCGGCACCGUCACCAAAUCUGAAGGUUGUCAAAUCGAAAAUAGGAUCUUUAGACAACGCUAGUUAUAAACCGGGUGGGGGUAAAGUUAAAAUAGAGAGCAAGAAGUUGGACUUCAAGGCUGCAGGGCCCAGGAUAGAGGCUAAAAAUGACAGAUAUAUGCCUAAAGGAGGAGAAAAGAAGAUAGUACACCAAAAGUUACACUGGAACGCGAAAUCAAAAGUAGGUUCGUUAGAAAACGCCACGUACAAACCGAAAGGAGGUGACAAAAAAAUCGAGUCCGUCAAGCUAGACUUUAAGGGGAAGGCCAAGCCAAAGGUGGGGUCCAAGGACAACAUCAAGCACCAGCCCGGUGGAGGCGACAUCAAGUCUGAGGCAGUUAUGGAGGAGAAAGAUACUGGUAACGAAAAAAAAUCCACUAAAAACGAUAAAGAUAUCGAAACGAAGAAGAUCGACCUAAAUGUCACCAGCAAAAUUGGGUCUUUGGAUAACAUGAAGCACAGGCCCGGUGGAGGCGACAAGAAAAUCUUCGACGACAAAGACUACUUGAAGCAGAAGUCUGGCAUCUCCAGCGUAGAUCAUUCUCUCUCUGGUUCUCAGAAUUCACUACCAUCCCAACCAGAUGCCAAUAAAGUCCCAGUGGCAGACGAGAACCUGAACCAGGAACAUUAAAACUUUAUUCCACGACGAAGACUUGUUUUUUAUUUUGUUAGGGAGGGUUUGUCGUUUUUUUUUUCGACAAGUAACUGAUUGUCACUGAGAUAGCGCAUGCCCAUUUUAACUUUAAGCAGUUCUGCAUGCACUUUAAGUAAUACGAAGGGAUUCAUUUGGAAUUAACAAUGACAUUAACUGUUUAGCUUUAUUGUUUUCAUUUGUUUUUUAUAGCGUAAUUUAAAAGGUAAUAAAUAAUAGUUUUGGUGUUGUGAUACCUAGGAUACGACCAAAAAAUUGUGUGUUUGUACUAUUCUGUAUCAAUUUUAUUAGUGGGUAUAUAUUCUCUAGCCGGGAGGUUUUACCUAAAGGCUGUCAGUUGUCGAAAAGUUUUGGCAUUUCUUUAAUCCUUACUUGCUUCGUCUGUUUUAUCAGUUCCUUUGACGUUAAAGAAGUGAAAGAAACUUUAGACAAUUCAUAUUUUCUUAUAUAAUAUUAUAUAUACGCUGUAACCUUUUUCAUUUUCUAGAUGAUGUUGAGAUUGUAUCGUUAUGUUCACUAAGUAUGAGUAUUAUUAUAAUAAAAUUUGCAUUAAUAUUAAUA